Molecule: messenger RNA, 5837 nt
Organism: Equus quagga
Lineage: Eukaryota; Metazoa; Chordata; Mammalia; Perissodactyla; Equidae
Product: atrial natriuretic peptide-converting enzyme-like
Exons: 22
Coding region: 601-4227 (1208 amino acids)
Biological process (GO): regulation of blood pressure; acrosome reaction; peptide hormone processing
Cellular component (GO): membrane
Molecular function (GO): protein binding; serine-type endopeptidase activity
Source: RefSeq, a predicted model, not a curated record
UCCCUCACUAAACAUAUAACAGAAAACAAGUUUCCAUUUGCCUAAUGCAAAUAAUGCUCGCCCUCGAAACAUUACGUCUUUCUGAGAUAAUAAAUUUGACCUUUCGUUGCCAGUGCCUGCAGUUAUUUUGAUUUUUCCUUGGCUAUGCUCUGGCUAUACGAAAAUGGUCUAAGGUUUGAUAAGGAGAUUUCGGAGUGCCCAGAAGUGACUCCUUUGCUCCCGAAUACUCUCCCACCGCGCAGACUUUCGGGGCUCCUUCUCGUCGCGCUGCCGUCGCGGGGUGUAAGUUUGAGAUGGGGGAACCAGCAGUCAGUGGCUUGCCGUCUGCCCCUGAAGAGUAACCUCUUGGAAUGCAAAGAGGUGGGGCUGCGGAGGAUCUGUCAUUAAAGGUUCGUAUGGGUGGGACCGAGAGACGGGAGUGAGGGGAGGGAGUGGUCCGCGGGUGGGAUCUGUCGAGCAGACAAAAUGUGGGGCCCCUGUCCUUGAGGGUCAACUCGCCUCUUCCUGAGUGAGCAGCAAGGCAUCCGUGGUGACCCUCCCAGGGGCGCGCGGAGGAGAGAAAAGCGACCAAGAUAAGAGUGGACAGGAAAAUAGCGAGACAUGUUCUCCUCGAAACAGUCCCCUGCCCUCGCUCGGGAAGAGCGCUACCGCACAGCCGGGGCCCCGGAGCGGGUAAGAUCCACGAAUCGCGCUCUGCCGGCAAACAGGUCGAAUGACCUCUCGGUCGGGAUGAAUUCAGGGUCAACCCUUCCUGCCCCCGCCCCCUCUUCCCCUCGGGAGCCACCUUUUUUCCCUGCCGUCGGUGAGCGUCGACUUCCCCAGCCCCGCGCUCAGCCCCCUGCGGCCAGUCCCCCAGCGCACGAGUCGCCCAAGGUCCGGGACCCUCCCAGGGUCAAGGGGAGGAUUUCCUUUGGCGUUCGAGUCGGGUCGGUCCGGAGACCCCGCUCUCCUUGCCGGGGACGAUGCCACGUCUCCUGCAGAGUCCCUCCUCCGCUCGGCGCCCUCUACGCAUCAAGUGGACUCGGCGACGCGAGGGCGCCUGGGGAGACUGCAGAAGGAGCUGUCGGCACCAGCCCCUCUGGGACCCACGGCUUCCUGUCUGCGCCAGCGUCGCCGACGCCCGGCAUCUGGAAGGACUGCGCAGCAGCCUUGCCUGCCCCAGACGUCUUGAGAGCCGAUGACGGUAACAUGGGUGACGGCUGCUCGCAGAAGCUGGCGACUGCUAAUAUUCUCCGUUUCCUCUUGCUGGUCCUGAUUCCAUGUAUCUGUGCUCUUAUUGUCCUGCUGGUGGUUCUGCUUUGCUUUGUUGGAACAUUAAAAAAGGCCUAUUUUAAAUCAAAUGGGAGUGAGCCUUUGGUCACUGAUGGUGAAGUCCAAGUGUCUGAUGUUAUUCUUACAAACACAGUUUAUAACGAAAGCCCUGUGACAUCCACUGCACAUCCCAGCCAACACAUUCCAGCCUGGACCACGGAUGCUUCUUUCCCAGAGGACCACAACCACAGGAACACAAGUGCCUGCACGAGAAUCACCCACAGCCAGUGUCAGAUGCUGCCCUACCGCACCACGCUAACACCUCUCCUCUCAAUUAUCAAAAACAUGGAAAUGGAGAAGUUCCUCAAGUUCUUCACAUACCUCCAGCGCCUCAGUUGCUAUCAACAUAUCAUGCUUUUCGGCUGUAGCCUCGCCUUCCCUGAGUGCAUCGGUGAUGGUGAUGACAGCCAUGGACUCCUGCCCUGUAGGUCCUUCUGUGAGGCUGCAAAAGAGGGCUGUGAAUCAGUCCUGGGGAUGGUGAACGCCUCUUGGCCCGAUUUCCUCAAAUGCUCCCAGUUUAGAAACCAAACCGAAAGCAGCAACGUCAGCAGGAUCUGCUUCUCCCCACAGCAGGAAGAAGGAAAGCAACUGCUCUGCGGAGAAAGCGACAGCUUUCUGUGUGCCAGUGGAAUCUGCGUCCCCAGGAAACUGCAGUGUAACGGCUACAACGACUGCGGCGACUGGAGUGAUGAGGCUCAUUGCAAUUGCAGUAAGGAUCUGUUUCAUUGUCACACGGGCAAGUGCCUUAAUUACAGCCUCGUGUGUGAUGGGUAUGAUGACUGUGGGGACCUGAGUGAUGAGCAAAACUGUGAUUGCAAUCCCACUGAGGAGCAUCGCUGUGGAGAUGGGCGCUGCAUUGCAAUAGAGUGGGUGUGUGACGGUGACCAUGACUGUGUGGAUAAGUCUGAUGAGGCCAAUUGCUCCUGUCACAGCCAGGGUCUAGUGGAAUGCAGAAAUGGACAGUGCAUCCCCAGCACUUUCCAGUGCGAUGGCGACGAGGACUGCAAGGACGGCAGUGAUGAGGAGAGCUGCGGUGACAGCCAGACUCCAUGUCAAGAAGGUGACCAAAGAUGCCGCUACAAUUCCUGCCUUGAUUCGUGUGGUGGUAGCUCUCUUUGUGACCCGAACAGUCCAAAUAACUGUAGUCAAUGUGAACCAAUUACAUUGGAACUCUGCAUGAAUUUGCCCUACAACCAUACAAAUUAUCCAAAUUACCUUGGCCACGGGACUCAAAAGGAAGCAUCCAUCAGCUGGGAGUCCUCUCUCUUCCCUGCACUUGUUCAAACCAACUGCUACAAAUACCUCAUGUUCUUUGCUUGCACCAUUUUGGUACCAAAGUGUGAUGUGAAUACCAACCUCCGUAUCCCCCCCUGCAGAGCACUGUGUGAGCACGCCAAAGAACACUGUGAGUCUGUUCUCGGGGUCGUGGGCCUACAGUGGCCUGAAGACACAGAUUGCAAUCAAUUUCCAGAGGAAAAUUCAGACAAUCAAACCUGCCUAAUGCCUGAUGAAGAUGUAGAAGAAUGCUCACCUAGUCACUUCAAGUGCAGCUCAGGACGGUGUGUUCUGGCUUCCAGAAGAUGUGACGGUCAGGCUGACUGUGAUGAUGACAGUGAUGAAGAAAAUUGUGGCUGUGAGGAGAGAGAGCUUUGGGAAUGUCCAUCUAAUAAACAGUGUCUGAAGCCCACAGUUGUCUGUGAUGGGUUCCCAGACUGCCCUGAAAGCAUGGAUGAAAAAAACUGCUCACUUUGCCAAGAUGAUGACCUAGAAUGCGCAAACCAUGAGUGUGUGUCGCGUGACCGGUGGUGUGACGGUGAAGCCGACUGCUUAGACAGUUCAGAUGAGUGGGACUGUGUGACCCUCUCUAAAAACGUGAACUCCUCUUCAUUCUUGACUGUGCACAAAUCUGCCAGAGAACACCAUGUGUGUGCAGACGGCUGGCAGGAGACGUUGAGUCAGCUGGCCUGCAAGCAGAUGGGUUUAGGAGAGCCGUCUGUGACCGGAUUGAUACAGGAGCAGGAGCAAGACCAGCAGUGGCUGACACUACACUCCAACUGGGAGAACCUCAGUGGGACCACUUUGCAUGAACUGCUGGUCGAAGGGCAGUCUUGUCACAGCAGAAGUAAGAUUUCUCUUCUGUGUACUAAACAAGACUGUGGGCACCGCCCUGCUGCCCGAAUGAACAAAAGGAUCCUCGGGGGUCGGACGAGUCGCCCUGGAAGGUGGCCAUGGCAGUGUUCCCUGCAGAGUGAACCCAGUGGACACAUUUGUGGCUGUGUCCUCAUUGCCAAGAAGUGGGUUCUGACGGUUGCCCACUGCUUCGAGGGGAGAGAGAAUGCUGCCGUUUGGAAAGUGGUGUGUGGCAUCAACAAUCUAGACCAUCCAUCGACGUUCAUGCAGACGCGCCACGUGAAAACCAUCAUCCUGCACCCUCGCUAUAGUCGGGCAGUGGUGGACUAUGACAUCAGCAUAGUGGAGUUGAGUGAGGACAUCAAUGAAACGAGCUACGUCCGGCCGGUCUGCUUACCCAACACGGGGCAGUUAUUAGAACCUGAUACGUACUGCUACAUCACAGGCUGGGGGCACAUGGGCAACAAAAUGCCUUUUAAGCUGCAGGAGGGAGAAGUCCGCAUUAUUCCUCUGGAGCAGUGUCAGUCCUACUUUGACAUGAAGACCAUCACCACCCGGAUGAUCUGUGCAGGCUAUGAGUCGGGCACAGUCGACUCGUGCAUGGGUGACAGCGGUGGUCCUCUUGUUUGUGAGCGGCCUGGAGGAGAGUGGACAUUAUUUGGUUUAACUUCAUGGGGUUCCGUCUGCUUUUCCAAAGUCCUGGGGCCUGGAGUUUAUAGCAAUGUCUCAUAUUUCGUCGAAUGGAUUGAAAGACAAGUAUACAUCCACACUUUUCUCCUAAACUAAUUCCAAAGAUCAUUGGAGACUUUUGCCAGCAACACUCAAAGAAAAUGCCUUCUGACCGUGGAGAGCUCCUGCAGAGAGCUGUACAGCAGCACUUUUCAUGGACUGAGGUGCCCAACAGUGCAGUGCAAAUUUUCAUGUUUGUUUUGGUCUAAUUUUAUUCAGCUUUUUUUUUCAACUUUAUUUUUCUCUUAUUUCAAAUUCAAUGAAAGUCUGGAAACAGAGCAAAGCAGAUUUUGUUCUUUUGUCAGGCCUAACCUCGACUGUAGCAAGAAAUUAUUGACUCUGGAGAGAGUUAGAAUAAUGCAGGUGCUAGGGUAACAGGUUAUAGAAAAUUCUCUUUAUCCAAUCACAAGAAGGACAUUGAGAUCCAGGCUGACUAAUCUUCGCCAGCUUUUGUUUCUCAAGCCCAAUAGCAUAGUGGCAAAUUUCAGUAUCAACAUUGGAGACUUGCUUUUGAUUUAUUAAAGGCCAAGAUAAUUUACAUGCUUAAAUUAUUUACUAGGACUCUUCUAAAGUUUGCAUAAUUCUGAGAACUUAUGAAAGACAGUCAGAGGUAAAAGACAAGUAGUAUCCAUUUUGGUGGCUGAAAUAGCAAGACAUAUUGAACACAAAGCUCUUCAGAUAUCAACGUUAGCACUUGACAUUAUAGGACUGCCCAUUCUGAAUUUAAAUCAAGGUUGUCAUUUUAUAGAAAAAUCUCUAUAGACCCUUCCCUGUAGCUGGGGUUUCUUAAGUGUAUCAGUUGACUGAGAUUUCAACAAGUAGGGAAAUAUUUUGUUCUGCAUAUGUGACAAUGAAGUUGAGAUUAAACUUUGCUAAAGGAGAACUUGCUUUAGACUGGAGAGAUGCAAUUUCUUAAAAAGAAAAUUAAAUUGCACCUGAUUCCCAAUUCGAUAUUCCAGUUUUCAUGUGUUCGUCCAUCCCAAUAAUGUCACAGAAAUGUAUCCAAAGCACAGCAAAACUUUGCAUGGAGUAAAACACUUUGUAAUUUUCUGUGAAAGAUAUUUAACAUCUGGUGUUGCCAUUUCUUCUUAUUGAUAAUCAAAACAAAAAUUUAAAGAUGCUUUUAAGCACUAGGCCCAGUGCUAGUGAUUUUACGCUUAUCAAUUUCUGAAGUAAUUAGUGGUUAAAGUAUGUUUCCCCACUGAAAAGCUUCAAAACACAAAUCUUCACAUGUACCUUAGUCAGGCAUCCAUUCUGCAACAUCCAAAUGCCUAAAAUGUUUAAAAAACAGUAGGAUUCUCUGCUAACCUCCACCAGCAACCUGGACUGCCUCAGCAUUCCACAGACUACCUGCAAUUUUAUACAUGUAUUUUUGCACUCUUUUCUAUGUGUACACGUAUUUGAAAUCCAAAAAGUUGUCUUGACACUUUCCAUGUUAUUCAUCUCCUGUUCUGUAGUUUGUAUAAUCCUACUGAGAAUGUGAAAUCCAGCAAGGGAAUUGUGGUCACAGUUGUAUGAAUGGUUAAGAACAUAUGUCAGUUUUGUCAUAGCUGUAGGUACAUACUUACUGUAACAACUUUUAGCCUUGCUCAAUUUAUGUUCAGUGAAAUGUACAUAUUGUACUUAUUUUAAAUAACCCUCGAUCCAAAUAAAAUGGUAUAAACUUU